Messenger RNA from Lethenteron reissneri (Far Eastern brook lamprey), 5651 nucleotides. RefSeq names its product A-kinase anchoring protein 12 (gene AKAP12). Gene Ontology annotation, molecular function: calmodulin binding; protein kinase A binding. Lineage: Eukaryota; Metazoa; Chordata; Hyperoartia; Petromyzontiformes; Petromyzontidae. The record is from RefSeq and is a predicted model, not a curated record. Gene Ontology annotation, cellular component: cytoplasm. Gene Ontology annotation, biological process: signal transduction; regulation of protein kinase C signaling.
UGCCAGCGCUCUCUUUUGUUGGCUCACUUAAUCCCCAUUUGCUGGCUGGACAGAGCCCCCUUUCUUAGCUGUGUCCCUCUCUCACUUGGGUGGAGGGGGGGAGGAAAGAGGCGGGUGUUGGUGGAUUUCUUAGCCGUUGCCUCCUCGCUCACUCGGUCUCACAUCUCCGGUCCUGAGGUCGGGCAACGCGACAGCUCUGCUCAUCUUCACCCAGACCAUGCUCGGCAUCAACUAUGUAACAGUGGGUCAAGGGGACACAGCAACCAUGGCAGAGACAGACUCUGGAGCACCCGAACAAGCAGCAAUGUCAGAGGUGCCUCCGGGACAGACGAACGAAGCGGAAAAAGGCAACGGCGACUCCGAUGCUCCCCCGGCAGCACAGGAAGGCGAGGUUACGCAAGCUGCAGAGCAGACCACUUCGUCCAGUGCCGCCCCGCAGAGAGACCUGGGCUUCAAGAAGGUUUUCAAACUGGGAGGCUUCAAGUUCACGCUGAAGAAAGAUCGCGAAGAGCCGCCCGAGUCGGUGACUCUGCUCACCAUGAAGGAUACUGACGGUGAGGGCAAUGGUGACUUUAAUGGGAAGGUGGAAGAGGCCCAGAGCAAGCAGCAGGUUGUUGAGAAUGGCGCAGAUGUCGCCGCUGUCAAGGACCCUGAGCAAAAAUCGGGUGAGGAGGCUGCGGCAAGCUCUAACGAGAAUGACACUGAUGACCAAAAGGGAGUCCAUGAAAAUGGCACAAAGGAGAGUGCUGAGGAAGCUGUGGCGAGUGAAUCUCCUGUGGGGGGCUUCACAGCUCAUGUGACCACGCCUUUGAGGAAAAUGUUCAACAACAGACUCUUUUCUGGUCUGAGGAGAAAAUCCAGCAAGGCUGAGAAGGAUGACAAAAACCAUCAACUUGGAAACGAACUCCUAGUCGACUCGAAUCCUGAGCCGGUAAAUGCAGAGCAUGCAGUGGAGGUGAAUAAUUUGCUACCACAGGCUGAAGAAAAGCAGUCUUGUGCUGGAGCGCUGCCGUCAGAAAAGUCUGCAGAUGCCACCAAAGUGACAGAGGCACUCCAAAAGCAAACCACAGAUAUUAACGAUGUGGAGGUGGUGCAAGAAGAGGCAGCGAUAGCCAUUGUGAAAAAUGAGCAGUCGAUAGCUGUAUUAGAACAGAAAGAUGAGAUGUGCAGUCAGGAAAUAAAGUUGAACGAGGCACCAAAACAAGAAAAUGGCAAUAGCGAGCAAGUGGAAUGCUCCGCCACUGCAGAGAAUUCUCAUCCUAUAGAACAGGAAGCAGGUGUAGUGGAAAAUUCAGCUCCGUCAGCGAAUAGUGAAUUGAUGCAAGAUAAAGUUGACACAUGUGCAGAUCCCAACGUAAGCCCUGACGACUUGACGGUUCAGACCUCAAAGACUGAGGAAACGGAACAGGAUGUAACAUCACCUGAUAAGUCUAAGACACCAAGCAGUCCGUUAAAGAAGUUUUUCAUGGGAAGUUCGCUAAAGAAAUUGUCUCUGAAAAGGGGUAAAGAGAAGGAAAAAAGUGAAGGCAAGGCCCAGACUGAAGUGGAUGAGCAGAAACCGGAUGAAACUGAGGCAACAACUUCACAUGCUUUCAAUCAGACUGCAUCGCCAUCGGGGAUCGAAGUUGAUUCUCAGGUUCCUCAGUCGCCCACUCAACCAGAGGCAGCAGGUCCUUCUGAAGAAGCUGAAGGUGUGGCAGAAAAGAAGAGGGAUGGAAUCACUCCAUGGUCAUCAUUCAAGAAGCUUGUGAAACCGAGGAGACGGACCAAACAUAAUUCUGAGAGUGACAAGGAGGAAGAACCAGGGGAGGCUGGCAAGACGACAACAAUGUCUUCCACAACUAGUGGAGUAUCUGGAGGAAAAGAGGACUCUCUGAACUCUGAAGUAGAUGAACACGUCAAAGAAGGAGGAAAGAAGAAGACUGAGCAUUUGGGUCCAAAUUGGGAAGCUCUGAUCUGCAUCGGCUCCUCCAAGAAGCGAGGACGUAAAUCCUCAGAUUCGGACUCUUCCCUGCAAGAUUUGCAAAAGCAAAAAGAUGAUGCACCGGCACAAGGAGAUUCCAAACCUGAAUCUGCAACUGAACACGAUCAGCAAUUUGAGGACAUAAACCUGGAGGUUGUAUCCAAGACUGUGACCAAUAAGGAAGAGCUACCUGAAAAGGACGAGGUCCAGUCUGAACAACCUAAAGCUGAGGUUGCUGAAGCACCAAAGAACACGGUGAAUUGGGGUUCCCUAAAGCGUCUUGUAACGCCAAAGAAGAGAAAUAAAUCCAAAGAUCAUGAUGCACAGCAGGGUGAAAAGGAAGAUGCAGAAAAUCUAGAAAAUGAGAAUGGGGAAUUGCAGAAAACGACCAUCCAUGAAGAGAAUAGCAGUCCUCCAUCGAACUCUACUUCCCAGCAUCAGGAAUCCAGCCAUGGUGGCACCCAUUCAACCUGGUCUCUCAAGAGGUUUAUUCCAGGAAAGAAGAGGAAGUCUACAAAGGUUUUGGCUGACGAUGUAGAAAGUGCCACUCAGGCGGCAGAGGUGAAGGGCAAUGACAGCGACACUGACACACCGGGUGUGGUGCCACUGGCUGAAUACGACGAUGAGGAACAGCCGCAAGUUAAAGUGACAGAUGCAGCUGCCAAUAGUGGUGAAGCUUUGAGUUGUGUGCAAAUUGGGGCUCUAAGUGACAAAGCAGCAGACUGUGCCAAUGUCCAGGAAACGGUCACAGAAGCAAUGGUGGAUGUUGGUGUAGAUGACAAUGACGCUAAUGUUGAGGUGGGAGCGGGCAAAGUCGACUGCACAGUUUUGCAGACGGACGUUUUAAAAAUAUUAGAAAUGGAUGAGAAGUCUAAUUCAAGAGCCCCUGAGGUGGUCGAUGCAGAGCAGAGAGAGUCUGUGUGUGCUGAGGAAAGUAUCGUGAUGGCUUCAAAAACUGUGACCAAAAAUACAACAGAAAAUGUAGCCUCGACGAUGCAACUAACAAAUACUUCGGAUUUAGUUGUCAGUUGCAGUUCCGAAGUAUCGACCACGAAUAAUGCUGUGUCUUCUGUAACUUGCAGUAUCUCGGAGGAAAUCUCAAACGAUUCGCAAACCGUGAUUUCCCAAACCCUGGAAGUGACUGAAACUUCAACCUUUACAUCAGUUGUGUCUGAGGAGAUGGUUGUGUUCACCAGCAGUUCAAUCCAAGCCCCUCUAGAGUUGCUGGACACGGUGGAGUCCUUGAAUGAGGAACAGAAAAGUGUAGAAGAGCUACCAAGCAAUGUCGUAGUACAGCAGCCAGUGGUGAUGCAACUACCAGUACAAGCAGUUGAACCAGAGCAGGCAAGCGACGUUGAACAAUCGCAGGUUUCAUCUAUGCAAAAUGUGGUAGAACGGCCAACUCAGGAUAGCCAUGGUGACGUGUCCUCCGAUGCGUUUGUUGCUCAUCAGCUGGAACAAAUCCCAGAGGAUGCUAAUGAGUUUUCGCAGGAAGAAAAGAAAGGGGAAAUAAUGGUUGAAGCAGCGGCACAUGCUGGCGGCGCUGGCGAUGAUAUUGCUAUGUUGAUACAGAAGGCUGUGAGAGCCGUAGUGGGUGGAGCAGAGAUUGAAGCACAGUGUGAGGAGCUUAAGCAAGGGCUUUCGGAGACUGAAACGCCACCAUGUGACUAUGCAACAGCUGCUGCAUCCGUUGUGGAGGCAGCAAUUGAAGCUGCCACAGCUUUUGUGAAGGAGCAAACGAAUGUUUAUGAAGCUGAAGAUGGUGCAGCAGUGGAAGUUGAUUUGCACGAAGAUGAAAGCCACCCUUUGCCAGAGGCGGAUGUUCAAUCUGAUGUGAUUUCAACGGAAUCUGCACAGGUCGAUGCUUCUCAAGGAGCAUCGCAAGAGGUGAAGGGUACAGGUCCGUUGGAAAGUAAGGAAGUGGGUACUGAUGAAAAAGUGCAGAACCUUUCAGAUGGUCAUCAGAAUGACGCUGAGGCCCUGCAAGAGGAACCGGAAAUUGCAUCUGAGAGAGUAACCGAUGGCAAAGAGCAAGUAGUGCAGAGUGUGGAAAAUGGGUUUGCUACCACACUCGCUGAAGAGGUGCAGAAAGAUUUAGGUCGAGAUGGUGAAAGUGUCACUGAAGUUGUUGCCUCUGGAGAAGAGUGUGGUGAUUUCCAGGAGGAGAAUGAUAAAGCUGCUGUAGAUGAACAUGAGCAAGUCAUUAAUGAAACCAUUGCCUGUGAACGGGAAGUACUGGAAAAUUCUGUAAAUGCCAAUGCUAAUAAAGAUUCCAUGGAUGAAGUGGCUCCUCUAAAACAAGAGGCAUCUCUGUGUAAUUCGAUAACUGGGGGUGUUGUCGAGUUUGGAGAAGAUGCAGUGAUAAUUGAUGGAAAUGUGAACCCCCCAGAAGAGCUAUUUGAGGAACUUUCCAAGCAGACGAAUGUGGUGGAAACCAUCCAAGAGAAGCUGUCCAUGAAGUUGGCAUCGUUUGACGGCGAAGAAAUACAUCCGGCUGAGCCUACGGUGCUAGCAUCGCAGACACCUGCCCAGGAAACGACAGAGGCAGCUGAGCCUACUGGUGCUCUUUAACAGGUUGAAAAUAGCCAGGGAAGAGGAUGGACCUGGUCUCCUGGAGUGCUGCCCCACGUCCUCAAUCCAUCCCUCAAAUGUUCACCGCAGCGACACCAUUGCACCUCACCCCUCAACCACCUACCUUUUUGGGAAUAGAAUUGUCUAGAAAGGCCAGAUAUUGAAAAUUGUUUCUAAACCCCAGUGAUUUAUAUUUAAUGGAGACUUUUAAAGCUUGUCUUAAUGUUAAAACGGGCUUUUUUGCAUUUGGCUCAGUACAACGGUUUCAGACUUUAAAUCUAGUUUUACAUUUUUAAAAACUAAUUAUCCAGAGAUGUCUUUUUGUAUAUUGUAUUAAAACAUAUUAAAGUUUUGUAUGUAUUGUAAGUUUAACGUUUUUAGUACAGUACUGCAUUGCAUACCUGCUUUUACAUUUUUUAGUUUAAGGACUUUCCCAGCGUCGAAGAUGUCCUUGCAUAACCUGUAUAACAUACAGCGUAUACACGUAUAUCUUGUAUGUCUAUCUUGCACCUAUUGCUGCAGUGCUAAAAUAAUAGCGGCGAGUAGUAUAUUCUGACCUAUAUCUAAAUUUAUACGCGUAAAAUAAAAAGCGCCCCAAAAUUUAAUGCACAAGUACAGUAGAAGGCUAAAAGACUGAUGGCUGGUGUUAGAUGAUUUUUUUUUAAUAAAGCUUAAUUUUAAGUAAGGGCGGGGAGCCAAUUGUUUGCAGUUGGUGGCUUGUUUGCUGGCAGCUAAUGGGUGUAUUUUGCAUUCUCUCUGACGUUCUAAAAACGCUUAUUGUAGCUCAUCGGGAAUACUUUUGUUUUCAAAUGCAGCCCAGUUACUAAUUAGUCGGUGCGUUCUGGUUUCGCUUAGGUUUUUGCCUCGCUGGCUGUAUUCUCACUAAAUAUUAAUGGCCUAAUUGUCAAGUUUUAUAUUUUUCACUGCAUUUGUAUCCUUAAUAUAUUUAAAUUCUACUGGAACUGAAGCAAUGCGCCUUUGUAUCGUCUAUUUGAACCGUUUCAGAAAACAUUCUCGAUUUUCUCAACCCACUAACACCUGCUGUUUAAUCCGGCUGUGGUAUUGUUUUUGUUACCAAUAUUUGUUAUUGUUUUUGUAAUAAAUAAUUAACCAUUAA